Molecule: messenger RNA, 390 nt
Organism: Indicator indicator
Lineage: Eukaryota; Metazoa; Chordata; Aves; Piciformes; Indicatoridae
Gene: NRG4
Product: neuregulin 4
Exons: 5
Coding region: 40-390 (116 amino acids)
Biological process (GO): animal organ development; intracellular signal transduction; nervous system development
Molecular function (GO): chemorepellent activity
Source: RefSeq, a predicted model, not a curated record
UAGCCUCUGACCAAGAAUAAAAAUUGUUGUCGGAAUAAUAUGCGAACAGAUCAUGAAGAACUCUGUGGCACCAGUUAUGGAUCUUUUUGUCUAAAUGGAGGGAUUUGUUAUAUGAUUCCUACUGUAUCCAGUCCAUUCUGCAGGUGUAUUGAGAAUUACACAGGAGCCCGUUGUGAGGAAGUUUUGCUGCCCAGCAUCAAGUCCCAAACAAAAGGUGACCUGUUUGCAGCUUUCUUGGCUUCACUGCUUCUUCUAGGAUUUCUUGUAAUUGGAGUAUUCUACUUCCUUUGCAGGAAAGCUUCCAUUCCAAGGACAAGUUCUUCAGAGUGUGGUGCCAGCCUGGUUGAAACAACAAGCAGCAACAGCUGCAACAAAAUAAUAACAGAGUAA